UCGGCUGCCCUGCCCAUCGCCCGUCGGAAUCCUCCCUCCCUCCUCCACUGCGGCUACCAGUGUUCGUGGCAGCCACCAGACCCGUGUGAAACGGCACGGCAGUGUUGGUCGCGGCUGUCCCUGGAGGCGCUCCUGCGGAGUUUGGUCGUGAGAUGGGCGGCGGGAACUGCGGCGUGUGCAAGGAGGCGGCGUCCAAGUACAAGUGCCCCUCCUGCCGCACGCCCUAUUGCUCUGUCACAUGCUUCAAAAAUCACAAAGAGGAAUCUUGCCAAAAGACAUUGCCUCAGGAAGAAAUUAGCAAAUCAUCACUAGAGGAGGAAGUUACACGGAGCUCUGGUUUGCUGGAAGAUGGAACAAGUUGUCUUAAUGGCAAGGAUCAACCUCCCUCUUUUUCACCGGACACCACAUGCCCUGCAAAAUCUUCAGAUACACUGUGUCCUGCAAAAGCUCAUGAAGUUGAGGAUCCAAGCUGGCUUGUUGACAACAAUAGAUUAAGGUCUUUAGCGGAACUAAACGAGAUUCGAGAUGCUUUGAGGGAUCCUGAACUGCAGAAAAUGAUACUUAAGAUCGACGGCUCUUCAGAAUCAGAAAAAGAAUUGGAGAAAGUGAUGGAAGAUCAAGCUUUUCACCAAUUCACUGAUAAGAUUCUUGACAUUGUUAGUCCACGAGAAUGAUGGCCUCUCCUGGUUGGUGGAACUCUGAUGCUGGACCAAAUAGAGGCAUCCAGGCAAACAAGGGCAAGUGGAGCAACUCGUCGGUCUUUCUUUUCCAAGAUGGGGUAGACUUUAAGUUAGAACGCAUCUCCAGUCACCGAGUGAAAGGAAUCCGUUUUUACUCUGAAAACAUCUCGUUAGCGAAGAUGUUUCUUCGGUGGUAGCAUCCUACAUUUCAUUUCAGUAAGUCAUACAUAUGUCUGUAUGACCCAAAAAAAGGUGUAGCAUAGACAGCGUCACUAUGUUAACGAGAAGAAUGCUGAAAAGAUGGGUGAAAUGGUAUGCGAACAUCCAUUUCAAAAAGCUUAGAUAUUAUAUAAAAUUGUAUUCACAGUUCUGUGGAAAUUCAUUCUGGAUAACCGGUGCUUGUUGAA
Messenger RNA from Phragmites australis (common reed), 1087 nucleotides. RefSeq lists its product as uncharacterized. The record is from RefSeq and is a predicted model, not a curated record. NCBI's taxonomy places the organism in Eukaryota, Viridiplantae, Streptophyta, Magnoliopsida, Poales, Poaceae. Gene Ontology annotation, biological process: box C/D snoRNP assembly; snoRNA localization; maturation of LSU-rRNA from tricistronic rRNA transcript (SSU-rRNA, 5.8S rRNA, LSU-rRNA). Gene Ontology annotation, molecular function: protein binding. The coding region runs from base 153 to 674 and encodes 173 amino acids. The transcript is spliced from 8 exons. Gene Ontology annotation, cellular component: pre-snoRNP complex; nucleus.